Molecule: messenger RNA, 6853 nt
Organism: Xenopus tropicalis (tropical clawed frog)
Lineage: Eukaryota; Metazoa; Chordata; Amphibia; Anura; Pipidae
Gene: lmnb2
Product: lamin B2
Exons: 12
Coding region: 209-2080 (623 amino acids)
Biological process (GO): cytoskeleton organization
Cellular component (GO): nuclear envelope; nuclear lamina
Molecular function (GO): structural molecule activity
Source: RefSeq, a predicted model, not a curated record
GGCCACAGCCCACACUUAUCAUGGCAACCAAGGAACUAGACUUGAUGGCGCAUCUUUUGGAGACGUCACAGCGACGGUAGUUUCCCAUUGGUUCGCGCCUGUGAGUCCCGCCAUUGAAUGAAGUGACCGUUGCUUCAGAGAGAGCUGUAUCGAAGACGCUACUUUUUAGAGUACUACUAUCAGUUUGGCGGGAAUAUCCAACCGGAAUAUGGCUACUGCUACACCAAGCCGUUCGGGGACCUCGUCUAUGCAAUCUCCUGCCCGGGGAACAUCUACCCCUCUUUCACCAACUCGCAUAUCUAGGCUUCAGGAGAAGGAGGAGUUGAGGCACCUUAAUGACCGGCUGGCCGUCUAUAUAGACCGCGUGCGCUCAUUGGAACUGGAGAAUGACCGGCUUAUGGUGAAGAUUUCCGAAAAGGAGGAGGUUACCACUCGGGAGGUUAGUGGCAUAAAGAACUUGUACGAAUCAGAGCUUGCUGAUGCUCGUAAGGUUUUGGAUGAAACAGCCAGAGAGAGAGCCCGUUUGCAAAUAGAGUUGGGAAAAUUCCGAUCAGAUCUUGAUGAGCUCACAAAAAACUACAAAAAAAAAGAUGCUGACCUGUCAACGGCACAGGGGCGUAUUAGAGAUUUGGAAGCUCUCUUUCACCGUAGUGAGGCAGAACUUGGAACUGCACUGGGUGAGAAGCGCAGUCUGGAGGCAGAGGUAGCAGAUCUUCGUGCCCAGCUUUCCAAGGCUGAAGAUGCCCAUGCUGUUGCAAAGAAACAGCUGGAAAAGGAGACCUUAAUGAGAGUUGACUUUGAAAAUCGCAUCCAGAGUUUGCAGGAGGAGAUGGACUUUAGAAAGAAUAUUUAUGAGGAGGAGUCCCGUGAAACAAGGAAGCGUCAUGAACGCCGUAUAGUAGAAGUGGACAGGGGCCAUCAGUAUGACUAUGACUCCAAAUUGGCACAGGCAUUGGAUGAACUCCGAAAACAACAUGAUGAGCAAGUGAAGAUGUACAAGGAAGAACUAGAACAAACCUAUCAGGCCAAGCUUGACAACAUCAAACGUUCUUCUGACCACAAUGAUAAAGCUGCCAACACUGCCCGAGAAGAGCUAACUGAGGCACGCAUGAGAAUUGAAACACUUAGUUACCAACUGUCAGGCCUGCAGAAACAGGCAAAUGCUGCAGAAGAUCGUAUACGUGAGUUAGAACAGUUGCUAAGCAGUGAUCGUGAUAAAUAUCGUAAGCUUUUGGACUCCAAAGAAAAAGAGAUGGCUGAAAUGAGGGACCAGAUGCAGCAGCAAUUAACAGAGUACCAAGAGUUGCUUGAUGUCAAACUUGCACUUGAUAUGGAGAUAAAUGCUUACCGCAAACUGCUGGAAGGAGAAGAGGAAAGGUUAAAGCUUUCUCCGAGCCCCCAAUCACGAGUCACUGUCUCCAGAGCUACUUCCAGUAGCUCUUCUGCUACGCGUACCUCAAGGAGCAAAAGGAAGCGUGUUGAAGAGGAAUAUGAAGAAGGUGGGGCAGGCACAGGCUUGCAUACUGGCACUUCCCUUGGUUUAAGCCACAUCACUGCCAGUGAGGGCUCUAGCCGCACUGUUACUAGUGGCCAGGGCAGUAGCACUCGAUUUCACUUAUCCCAGCAGGCUUCAGCUACGGGAAGUAUCAGUAUUGAGGAGAUUGAUUUGGAAGGAAAAUAUGUCCACCUGAAAAAUAACUCCGACAAGGACCAGUCUCUGGGUAACUGGAGGUUGAAAAGAAAAAUUGGAGAGGAGGAGGAAAUUGUUUACAAAUUCACUCCUAAAUAUGUGCUAAAAGCAGGCCAGUCUGUUAAGAUCUACAGCGCUGAUGCUGGUGUGGCUCACAGCCCCCCUUCCAUUUUAGUGUGGAAGAACCAGAGUACCUGGGGUACAGGCAGCAACAUUAGAACAUACCUGGUUAACACUGAAGAGGAGGAAGUAGCUGUGAGAACUGUUACAAAGUCUAUCUUAAGAAAUGUAGAGGAAGAAGAGGAUGAAGAAGCAGACUUUGGUGAGGAAGAUCUCUUUCACCAGCAGGGUGAUCCAAGAACAACAUCCAGAGGCUGCUCUGUCAUGUAAACAACAUUCAUAAGUUCCUCCAUCUUGUUCACUUCCAGAGCCAUUGAAAUCUAUUUUUAUAUGCAGGUUCAGGUUAUGUCUUCUGUAUUUUAUGCCUUUCAUUUGUUAAGCAUGGGCUUAAGGGAAAAUGAAGAGUUGCCUAAUGCCAGAAAUAACUGCAAAGUUUUUUUAUUUUUUAUUUUCACUUGUAGUGGUCAAAAAGAGUCCUGCUAUGUGUUUUAGCAUUUAAGUUGUAAUAUGGCACAAUUUUACCUAUUCAUAGAAGACAAAGGUUUUAAUGAUUACUGAGAAUGUGCUGCAUGAAUCAUGUUGAGUUUAACAUAUGAGGUGGCUGUUUGUAACACUAACGUUUGACUUUUAUACAGAGUUGGAUAAAAAUUGGCUGUUUAGUAGUCCAUACUAAAGGCGAUGUACAGAUGUAACACAGGAAUGUAACCAUGUUAAUUAUUUAGGCAGUUUAACAAUGCAAUCACUUGCAGUAAGCUAGUCUUUUCUUUGCAGUAAGCUAUCCUUUUUUCAUAGAAACAAAGGAUUAUUAAGACCUGUCCUUGAUUAACAUUUAGGCACAUGUUGCCUAUAGGUGCACAAUACCUUGUCACUGUUCAGCCAAUUCCCACUUCACACAGUCUAUGGCAAUCAAUUACCUCAUAUAGCAUCUACCCACUGAGUAACAAAUCUCACUGUGGUAAUGCUACUAAAGGACAGUUAAUCAAACAUGGUCAGGAGCCCAAUUUGGAAACAUUAGAAACAAUUCGAAACAUUUGUUUCUAAAACAGGCCAUUAUAAUAUUUGGUACAUUUACUGAACAUGCAGUAUUUCUAAUUAUGAAUGGGUUGCUAUUAAAAUUGCAAGGUGGAUUUCAACAUUGCAGGAAAACAGAAUCUUGCUUCUGUCCUUCAAAUCACUGUUUAUAUACUUGAGAAUGCAGGAGAGUACAGUAAAGCACCAAAAAACAUUUUGUACAAGGGGUGCAUUUUUAAUAACACAUUUCAUGUUUGCAAGAUUUCAUCUUAUUUGUUUUUCAUUCAUUUAUUUCAUUUGAAGGAUCAUUUUUGUUUUUUCUACAUUGACAUAGUUUUGUGUUUUAAAUACUGACACUCCAGAUUUGCACAGGAUUAGCUUUCUAAAUCUUAAAUAUAAAUAAAUAAAAACAGAAAAAAGAAAAGAAACGACAUUGCACUACAUUAAUUUUCUAAAACUGAUCCCAUUUUUUAUUUAUUAAUAAUCUGUCAUUGGCACAAAUGAGGAAUGGUGUUUGUUUGGGGUUGAUGCUGGGGAAUUUGCCCGCUCCACACCUAGUUUCACUACUCAGAAUGUAGCUGUGCUGCUGAGACACAGGUCAGUGAUGGGACUGGGAAGGCAGGGGUUCACUUCUGGUAAACGAUAGUAGUAAGGGGGAAGCUUUUUUUUUUUUUUUUUUUUUUUUAUAAUAAAAAUCAUGUUCUAUAUUUAAAGUUCAAACUUGUCAUAACUUUAAAGGUACAGUAUAUACCCAUUUAUCAGCAUUAGUUCAUUCAAGAGGAUUUAUGCUGAACAUACAUUUAAUCUGUUAUAUGGUUCUUUUAGUCUAUAUUAUAUUCUUGCACUCAACUAAAACCUGAAAUUUAGUGAAGCUACAUUCGUCUGUUUGAUUUUUACAAUGAAAAAAAUAAGCAGGACAGGAAGUGUGCCCUCUUCUAACCAAACCUCAAACUGCUCAUUAUACAAAGGGCUCAAAGUAUGUUUAGCACAAGCCCUAUUCAUUAAUUCAGUAAUUAUUAAAAAGGUCCUAUAUUACCUCUAUAAAUAGUACACUGCCAUUCAUUUUUGUAACCAGAUAAGUAAAACAAUAUAUUUUUUCCAUAGUUAAAAACUAGUUUCUAUAGAAGCCAAUAUAAUACGUAAUAUAGUAACCAAGUAUUAAAUUAGUUGGUGGUUUUUUUUUUUUGUUUUUUUAUUUAAUUCCGGUUUUGUAGAUGCUUUUUUUUUUUCUGCUUACAUCUGCACGUGAAUAGUGUUAUAUCUACUGCACUGCCAGAAGUCCUGCUGUUCAAAACUUCAGCAUGGGGCAGAGAAGUUAUUUAGCUUUAUAAACCAAUGAAGAGUGUUCUCUUUGUUGUGCGUACAAAAAAUUAUUUGGGGUGCUGCAUGCUAAAGCUGCUGAAUUUACAGAAAUAGUUUUACAGAUUUAUUACUGUACUGGAUCUAGCUCUAGCUGUGGUGAUUAUGAAGUCAAAUCUAAAGUUUUUGAUAUUUACUAUUUUAACACUGACAGACCAUUACUUUUCAGUGGCAGAGAGGCAAUUCAUAUUUAUGUAGCAUUUUUUGAUUUUAAAAAGUAGCCCCUUAGUUGCUUUGUCUUUCGUAAACUUUGCACCUUGCUUAAGCUGAAUAUUAUACAAGAACUGAUAGAAAAAUGGAAAACAUCCACCUUAAAUUGUUACUUGUUAAAUGCCUGUGGUUUUUGCAUAAAAAUAUGAAGGGUAGAUUGAAAUGCUCAACAGUUGAGCAUUUGAGCAAAAAAACAUUACAAUAUGUCCUGGGAAAACUCAUUCUGGCUUAAGUCAAAGUGUAAUUCUUUUUUAGUAAUACGUUUACUUUGUGGCUUCUCACCUGCAAAUACAUAAAGCCGUGAAUGUAUUGCCGUACAUUUCACGGCUGUUUUGACAGUACACCUAAUAACACAAACUGAGGUGUAUAGCAAAGUUUUUGAGCCUAAUCCUUUGUUAUAGAAGUUGUUGGCUACAUUAUAUGCACACUGGAUAUUUGUUUCUUUUUUUGUUUGGAAACAUCUAAAGCUCUAAUUCCUUUUAAGGAUGCAGUCCUUAUUUCCCCUACAUGAACACCUGCUGCACAAAUGUGACAUCGGUAUAUGUAUUUAAUGGAGUACCCCUAUCCAAAAACCAAUUAAAGUUGUCUUUGAAAACUUAUGUUAGUUUUUAAUAUUCAAAAUUUAUAUAACUGUGUAUUAUAAAUCCUGAGCGUCUGUUAUAUUGACCCUUUCAAGAUAUAAGCAAAAUAAAGGCAGGGCUCUUUCUGUGGAAUGCUUUCUACACCAGUACAUUGUUCAAUGGGACCUAAUAUGAGGCUGCAUCCUUUUUAGGGCACAUAGGCACACUGAUUUUAUUUCACUGUGAAUGAAGCAAAAACUGUGAUACUGCUUUAUUUCUAUACAUAAUUUUAAAGAAGCUCUGUAUACGUUUUUAUAUAAUUGAAUUUUUAAAUAUAACUUUGGCUUAAGCCUGAAUGUUUCCCUAUGCUUUCAGUGAUGUCAAACUUUCUCAGAUAUUUUUACUUUAGAGCAGUUUAUUUCAUAGCAAAAAGUGGUGAGAACCAGAGGGUUUUUGUGCUUUGUGUUUUUUUUGCAAAUAUAAUCUAAACUAUACCUGUUUUAUGUAAACUGUAAGUGAAAUUGUAUAAUCGUUUAUGGUCUUGAUAAGAAAGUAUGAAACUUAACAAAAGAAAAAAAAAAAUAGUUGACAGCCCUUACAAAGUCCAGACCCUUCAGCUAACUAAACUACUGAGGAUGCUUGUAAGCAGAGAAAGUUUUUCCAGAAUUGCACAAUAUAAAGUGACUUUAAGGGUUGUGACACACAAGGAGAUUAGUUGUGCCGCAACAAAUCUCCCUUGUCGUGGGUGACAAAUCUCCCCGCAAUGCCAUCCCCCGGCUAGAAUGUAAAUUGCCAGUGGGAUGGCAUACGCGGUGCCACGAUUUGCUGAAGUUUCCUCUCAAGGCAACUUUGGCAAAUCGCAUUGCCGCGUAUGCCAUCUGACCGGCGAUUUACAUUCUAGCCAGUGGGAUGGGAAAUUAGUCACACGCGACAAGGGAGAUUUGUUGCGUGGCGACUAAUCUCCCCAUGUGUCACAGCCCUAAAAGUGAUUGUUAAGAGUGUUUAGCUUUUUUUUUUUUCUCUCUCUCCCUAUUUCCACUGUCUUACCCCAGACUGGCAGGUAAUUUCAACUUAAAAUAUUUUCUUUAAUUGGAGCUCUUGGUACAGAUCAUUUUGGAGAUGCUAUACUGUAUUGACUUUAUACCCAGACUUAAGUCCUGUUUAACGGGAGUAACCUUUGUAGUAAUUGUGUAAGUAGUGUGUAAUAUUGUCCACACUCAUACAUCUUAGACUAAAAGCUAAGAUGAUAUAGAUAUAUAUUAUAUAUUUUACACACUUUUUUUUUUUUUUUUUUUAACUUUAUUUGAACUGAAUAAACUUGAGCUCAAAUUACCCAUAUAUGUUCUUUGUAUUUUUUUUUUUAUACUUUGAUUUAACUUUAGAAUAAUCCUUUUCUAUGCCGUAUAGCUCUCCCCUACAUGUUUCUGUAAUUUAAGUGUCAUUUCACACAUUUUAGUUUUUUGUUUUUUUUUUUCCCCCUUUACAUCUAAAGGUUUUAUUGUUUAUCAAGAAGCUAAUAAAGCAUUAGCAAUCUGCCAGAAUACUUAAUAGUAAUCAGUGUAUUAUGAAAAAAUAUAAUCUGCCUACAAAUAAAUUACAUUUGUAUACAGAUGUUUUGUGUAUUACACGCUAACACAGAUUAUGGUAUAGUUUCAUACUUUCUUUAAUAAGACCGACUAAGAUUUCUUAUUGAUUACAACUACACUUAGACAUAUUUUCAAAGCCUUCAUAUUAAAAGUGUGAUUUAGGCAAAAAAAAUUCAUAGUAAAUCUAGAUAUUACUCGUGUUUAUUAAAUGUAUGCAUGCCAAAUGUGUCUCCUUUUUUCAGUUAUUUGUAAUAUGUGUUAAGACUGGAAAAAAGACUUUUUGUACAACACUUACCAAUAAACAUGUUUUUGCAUUA